Messenger RNA from Ectocarpus siliculosus, 2817 nucleotides. NCBI's taxonomy places the organism in Eukaryota, Phaeophyceae, Ectocarpales, Ectocarpaceae. The record is from the annotation of a GenBank genome assembly.
AUGGCAGGGCGCCCAGGUGUAAAUCCAAGGAGCUUAGUGAACCAGGACACUCUCGGGUCACGAGAAAAGUGCAGGCGCAGGGCGCAACAGGUCUUGGAGAAGGGGGGGCGAGUCCUCAUUGACAGGUGCAACUUCGACCAAUCGCAGCGCGUGACCUGGCUUGACUUGGCCGUCUCCCUCUCUCUGCACAAGGAUGCGUGCAUCGCGGUGUGGCUGGACAUCCCCAUCGGCUCGGAUGGGGCGCCUGGAACGGAGCGGGCGCCCGCCCCACCGGCGACUGCUGCCGGGAGUGAUCGAGUUGGUGGAGAUUUCGGUGGUGGCACUGGCUGGCGGCGCGGCGUCGACAGCGUGGAGAUGUUUCGGGACCAGUCUCUGGCGGAGGAAGGAUCACAGUGGAACAUCGAUUCUUGUCCGCCGGGAGGAGUAGGCGCGGUUGCAACAGCUCCUGCCGUGCAUCAUGCUGUAGACACCUUCUUCCCAGUUGAGAAGAGCGCUACGGCGGCGGGGAUGGCCGCAAAACUGCCUGGAGCCGCGCCGGGGCAAUGGGGCGUGACGUAUCAUACGCCAGCCGCAGCGGAUGCUCCGAUGACUCGACCAGCGGACGAUUUCGGGCCGGUGUUGGCAUGGGGAGAAGAUCAACGGGCCGCGGAGGAUACUGCAAUACCGGAGGACGGUAGCGGGCCGGUGUUGGCAUGGGGAGGGCAGCAGCAGGUCGGAGGUGGCGGUGCUGCUGGUCCUGUGGCACGGACGAGAGAUGCCGUAGGCAACAACGGGUGGACUGCCGCACAUGACGCGACUAGCUAUCCGUCCCUGCCCAGCGCCAUGAACGGGAACAAAAGUGGCCGAUUCGUAGGCAGCCUUCAGAAACAAUUGCCUCGUCGCCCAAAACAAAGAGGCUUCAAGUCCAGCAGUCUCAACUCGAUUGCAAAACUGACCCCACAGUCGCAAGCAGAGGCUCCUGCUUCGGUGAAGCAGCCAGUAAAACCAAAGACGAGAUUGCUAACGCCUACAGAGAUUUCUUCGAGGUUUUCGGACUUGCAGGCCCCGCCACGGGUGCUUGCGCCUGAAGACGUGGGCGUGGCCGCGUCGGCCGGAAUCAAUCGCUUGGAGACGGGGCCGGCUGCAACAGCAGCGGCGAAGCGAGGUAAGGACCAUUCGUUUGCUCAACCGGUCGUGCUUGCUCUAGGACCGAACAGCUUUGAAGAAUGGACUUCCCGCUCCACGCUCCCCAUUCGAGGAAAUGAGGAAAACAGGAACACGAGUAAUAGUUCGUAUCGAUCGGAAGAAGCAGCAACCGCAGAAGGGGGACAGACUUUCGAUCAUCGCGAGCGUGUCAAGGCAGGAGCAGGGGAUGACGACGACCAAACAGACGGAGAGGAAGUCGACCUCGACGUCAGCGAUGGGGAAGCUUUUUUCGUGCUGGAAGAUAUGUUUGGAGGCCUGCUGCCACCGGAAACCCUGGAAAAUUUGUUCGCGGAGUCGGGGAAAUAUCUCGAAAAGGCCGUAAAAGAGGGAUUCAAGGUCUGUGAGGGCUUGUGGGGCCAGGGAGAAGCCAUAACCUUCCCGAACAGCCCGUCGUCAGACGGAUCCACGACGGACGACUUCCUGACUCCAAGCACCAGCGCCGGCACCGACGUUAGCACCAACGAAAAUGGUUCCGAGUCUUGGGACGACGAGACCCAUGGAGAGUUCGCGGACGUAUCACACUGGACGCACAAGCAGGUUGAUACGCUGACCGAGCUCUGCUUGGCUUUCGAAGCAACAAUCUCUCGUGAGACUAUCAUCGCGGCUCUCACAGCUUCCAACCACGAUGCAACGUCUGCUGCGCAGCUACUCUUAGACCCGGGGCCUGCAAACCCAAGGGAAAGGGGUGAGGGAAGGCGAAGCCGUCGAUAUGGAGGAGUUGCGCAGCGCGAACGCAAAGCGCGCCCUCCCCGGUAUGACGGUUGCUUGCCGACCGCCACAUUGCUGGGCGCGACAUGUGGCGUUGACCACAGAGCGGGAGCUCUCGGCGAGAGGGGGUGGGAGGAGGAGGAUGCCGAGGGAGAGGAGGAGGAGGAGGAGGAAGGGGACGAGGGGUUAACCUCCGAAGAGUAUCGCACCCGCGCGAACGCGGCGGCGGAGCUGAUGAAGGCUUGGUUUCAGAAGGCUGCCGAGGCUUUCACGAGAGGGGGGCGAAAUGGAGGCGCGGCAGCUGCUGAUCCUUCGAGGAUUGGGCAGCGCUGGAAGAAAAGUAUGGAGACGGCCAACCUGCGAGCUGCCCGGGAAGCGUUCCGAGAGAGAAACCCGUUAAUCAGGGUGGGACAUACCCGUGACGGCGUCGCGGUACUCAAGGUGCUGCGACUCCCGGAGCCAUCCCAAUGCUCUACUCCCGGCCAGCUGUCAGUAGACUUGCAUCUGCUGCGCAGAGCAGAGGCCCUAAACGUUCUCGAAACGGUUCUGCACGCCAUCCGACGGAGAGCGGGUGAACACACCGGGGUGCUCGUCAAUGGACCUCGGGCUCCCAAGCCAUCCCAACAACACAAAGAGCAUCCCGGCGUAGUCGCUGCUCCUGGUGGCCAUACGGAACCAUCCUCCUCGGGUGCUUCGUACACGCCGCCGGCCGCACAACAAGGAGAGGGGCUGCAACAUGAUCGUGUGAUGAGCGUGCUGAAAUUUGCGUCGCUCGAGGUGGUGGUAGGGAGAGGUGCCCACAGCGUGGCCGGCGUUCCCCGUCUGAGGCCGUGCGUAAUGGGUUACCUGGCAGGGAAAGGGUUCCGGGCGGAGGCGGUAGAAGGGGACAAGGGGAAAGGGGUUGUCGUAGUGGGGCUUACGUGA